Messenger RNA from Puma concolor (puma), 806 nucleotides. RefSeq names its product O-acyl-ADP-ribose deacylase 1 (gene OARD1). Gene Ontology annotation, biological process: peptidyl-glutamate ADP-deribosylation. NCBI's taxonomy places the organism in Eukaryota, Metazoa, Chordata, Mammalia, Carnivora, Felidae. The record is from RefSeq and is a predicted model, not a curated record.
UUCGACUGGCUUGCUAGAGAGGCUUGUUUCCGCCCCGCUCCCGGGUGGUGGGCGGCCAUUUUAGGUGCGUGCAAUUAAGGGCUGUGGCUGGAUUGGUUCUGUGUCUGGGUUCGUCGGCUGCUUCCCACCUACCAGGGCUGGAUUCGGAGCCCUUCCCCGCGGGGCGGGACUUCGCAACGGCCGACUCCUUUCCAGGUGGAAGGGUAACCCCGCUGAAGAAACACCUAAGUUCUGGAAAUAGCGACUCAGUAUCAUGGCCGGCAGCCCUAAUGAAGAUCCAGAAGGAAGCAGAAUCACUUAUGUGAAAGGAGACCUUUUUGCAUGCCCCAAAACAGACUCUUUAGCCCACUGUAUCAGUGAGGAUUGUCGAAUGGGUGCUGGGAUAGCUGUCCUUUUCAAGAAGAAAUUUGGAGGGGUGCAGGAGCUGUUAAAUCAACAAAAGAAAUCUGGAGAAGUGGCUGUUCUGAAGAGAGAUGGGCGAUAUAUAUAUUACUUGAUUACAAAGAAAAGGGCUUCACAUAAGCCAACUUAUGAAAACUUACAGAAGAGUUUAGAGGCCAUGAAGUCCCACUGUCUGAAGAAUGGAGUCACCGACCUCUCUAUGCCCAGGAUUGGAUGUGGUCUUGAUCGUCUGCAAUGGGAAAACGUAUCUGCAAUGAUUGAGGAGGUGUUUGAAGCAACAGACAUCAGAAUUACUGUGUACACACUCUGAACAGACGGGCGCUUUGGAUGUGUCCACAUUCUCCUGUUUUAACCCCUACUGGACCAUAGCACUGGGUGAACUGGCCUAUUUAAGUCCUCGGUCA